Molecule: messenger RNA, 1602 nt
Organism: Cottoperca gobio
Lineage: Eukaryota; Metazoa; Chordata; Actinopteri; Perciformes; Bovichtidae
Product: growth arrest and DNA damage-inducible protein GADD45 beta-like
Exons: 4
Coding region: 133-600 (155 amino acids)
Biological process (GO): regulation of cell cycle
Cellular component (GO): cytoplasm; nucleus
Source: RefSeq, a predicted model, not a curated record
GUUUGACGCAACAUUGCCAACAACAAACGCUGCAAACUCUGCAAAGGUGCCGGUAGAUACACUGAGGGAAUAUUCAAUCCACCGGACUACUGGCACGCUUUUCUCACGGGGUUUAAUUUUGUACUUGCAAACAUGAUCGCAGAGGAAAGCUUUGGGUCCAUCGAGAACAGGAUGCAGUCUGUAGGUCUGGCUCUGGAGGAGUUGCUGGUGACGGCUCAGAAACAAGACUGCCUGACUGUUGGCAUUUAUGAAUCCGCUAAGCUUCUUAAUGCAGAUCCAGACAGUGUGGUCCUGUGCGUUCUGGCAGAUGAUGGAGACGAUACAGACGAUGUGGCCCUACAGAUCCACUUUACCCUGCUACAAUCCUUCUGCUGCGACAACGGCAUUACCAUCCUGCGAGUCUCAGGAGUUCAGCGGCUCCAGCAGCUGCUGGGUGCUGUGGACGCCAACAGAAACCAGGAAGAGCACAGAGACUUCCACUGCAUGCUGGUUACGAACCCCCAGGCUGACCAUUACAGGCUACAAGAGGUGGGGAUCUACUGCCAGGAGAGUCGACGCCUUGACCAGUGGGUUCCUGAACUGGUCCUGCAGGAACGCUGAAGGGUCUCGCACCCGCAUACACCAACAAACACCAGAGCUUUCUGGGUUCAGUUACUGAUGAACUGAAGGAUCAGCUGUUGCUCAUGCAGAGAUGGCCUGGGAUGGACUAGGACGAGCUAUCCUGACUGACUACAAGCAGGAACCAAGGACUCCCUUUCAGCGACUCGUGAAACAGUCAGAGUGGAGACCGGUUUACAAAACGUGCUUUGUGCAGAAGAAACAGACAGAAAAGCAGAUUCACAUCCAGGCCACAUUGUUUUUUUUACAUUGUCAGUAAAACUACAUCUAAGCUACUAUUGUGUGCUUCUGUGAGGUUACUCAUAAUGUCUAUGGGGUGUGACAACCAAUAACAGGAGUAGUAACGUGGAAAGAAACAUGUUCCACACCCCGACUUGUACCUGGAAGACCUGUGUGUUUUCUAGGACAGGACUGGAAUGCUGUUAUGAAACUAUGCUCAACAUUCCUGUGUAUUCUGACAUGGGAGAGUCCUUGGAGAGAAGGUGUGCAUGUGUGCAUGUGUGGUAUGCAUAUACAAUACUCGUGUCUUUCUUUAGAAAAGAAUGGGCGUGCAACGUGUGCGUUUCUUGAAAUGAGCAGCUGAACCUGCGGAGGGAUUGUCACCAUGGAAACUAAAAUGGAAAUGAUGGUCCAGUUAAAGUGACACAGGAUUUAUUGGCAUUUCAGGACCACAAAAAAAGAAAAGGGGGGGGGGGGGGGUGACAUGAUGUGUUUUGUCAGAGGAGGAUACAGAUUGACCAAAAUAGUGAACUAUCUGAUCUUAUGGGGGAAAAAAAGUCUGCUGUAAAUUCUCAUUGUGCUGCAAAAGUAACCACAGUCAAUAUCUUUGUGCCUUAAGGAGUGCUACUCUUUUGAUCAAAUGCUGUUAAAACAAUAUGAACAGUGCCACAACAUGACUUUAUUGAUUGUAUCUGUUGUUUGUGUAGCUAUUUAUUGUCCAAUGUUCUGUAAUGCUCUGUUAUCUAAGACAAUAAAUUAUUGUAU